GCUCUCGCUUCGCCUGCUUGUGCUUGCGUGUUCUCCCAUCACUUUCCGUGUGCUUUCGUCGUCUCGUCGCCACCUCGCCCGCUCGCUCGACAACCACCCCUGCGGACACCCUUCACCAUCCUCGACUGGUGUCUGUGAGUCCUCUGUCCGAUCGCCCCGAGUGUGAUCGGUAGUCACAAUCCGCGUGGCUGCCUCGACGAACCAUCCGCAAAACGCCCUCCACCAUGAAACUCGCCAGCAUGCUUGCCGUGCUGGUGGUCGCUGCCCUGGCUGCUUCCGUCUCAUCGACAAGCACCACGGCAACCACCACCACCACAACGACAACGACAACGCCAGCCAUUUCCGUGCCCGCAACCACAGCGACGAUGAACACAACAACGACAACAACGACAACGACAACUACAGCCGUGGUCACACCAACGGUUCCCGUCACGGAGUCGUCCACGUCCACGUCUUCCUCAACCUCCACUUCCUCCACCUCCACCUCUGAGUUUGGCGUGGACAACAUCCUCGACUGGACCGAGUUUGGCAACUUUGAGUUCCGCUUGAUCCAGCAGAAGCGCACGCAGGACGAGGCCCAGGCCAGCUGCGAGACGGAGGACGGCUACCUCGCCACCAUCCUGGAUCCCGAGGAGCAGACCUUCCUGCGCCAAGUCGUGCCAAAGUCAACCGACCUCAGGCAGGUGUGGAUCGGCGCCGAGUUUGACGACCUGCACCAGAACAUCACCUGGCAAGACGGCCGCACCACUUCCCUCUCUCCUCUGCCAUGGGCCGACGGUGAGCCCAACAACUUCAACGAUGACCAGUUCUGCGUCGUCUUCAGCACUGGCACCGUCGAGGACCGCGAUGGCACCUGGAUCGACAUGGGCUGCGAUUCCACCCGCGGCUACAUCUGCAAGCGUAACGCCUUCACCAGCUCCACCUCCACCUCAACAUCGUCUUCCACAUCCACCAGCUCCUCCUCCAGCACCAGCAGCAGCAGCACCACGUCCACUUCUUCCUCAACAUCGUCCUCCUCUUCCACCUCCACUUCCUCCUCAUCUUCCACCUCGAGCACAAGCUCAACGUCCUCAUCCACCUCAACCUCAACCUCCACAUCCUCCUCCACCUCCUCCUCCACCACAUCCACCACCACCACCACCCUCUUCUUCGCCCUUGGCGAGAACGGCGCCCUCUUUGAAGGCAACACGUACUACUUUUACGACGACAAGGUGCAGUUUGAUACUGCCCUCGCCGCGUGCCGCGACGACAACGCCGAGCUUGUCAGCCUCCUCAGCAACGACGAAUACCGCUUCUUCAUCGACUUCCUCAGCGUCGUCACCACCAACACCCAAAUCUGGCUCGGCGCACAGCUCUCCAACGAUGGCCUGUCCCUGGAGUGGACCGACAUGAGCCCAACAAACUUCACGGACCCGCUCGUCGGCACAACCCCGCUUGCUUGCGUCGUGCAGAACCAGGACAACGACCAGUGGGAGGACCUCUCCUGCACCCGCCGCCGCUCAUACGUGUGCAAGGCCCCUUACAUCACCACGGUCACAUCCACCUCCACCUCCACCAGCACGUCCACUUCAACUUCAACAUCCACUUCAACCUCCACUAGCACUUCAACCUCCACUAGCACUUCAACCUCCACCUCCACUAGCACCUCCACAUCUACAUCGACCUCGACGUCAACUUCGACUUCCACGUCUACGUCCACCUCCACAUCCACGUCCACUUCAACCAGCACCUCGACCUCCACUUCCACCAGCACCUCGACAUCGACCUCAACCUCCUCCACAACCUCCACAUCGACUUCCACAUCGACUUCAACCUCCACCUCGUCUUCUUCAACCUCUGAGUUCCUCGUCGAUAACCUCGUUGAGUGGACCGAGUUUGGCAACUUUGAGUUCCGCGUGAUCCAGGACAAGCAGUCGCAGGAUGAUGCGCAGGCCAGCUGCGAAGCUGAGGACGGCUACCUCGCCACCAUCCUGGACGCCGAGGAGCAGACGUUCCUGCGCCAGAUUGUGCCCAAGACGACAGACCUGCGCCAGCUGUGGAUUGGCGCCGAGUUCAACGAGGCCCACGACAGCAUCUGGUGGCAGGACGGCCGUACGACGCGCCUGUGGCCGCUGCCAUGGGAGGAGGGUGAGCCCAACAACUUUGAUGGCGACCAGUUCUGCGUUGUCUUCAACACGGGCACCACGGACGAGCGUGACGGCACAUGGGCCGACCUUGGCUGCCAGUCCCUGCGUGGCUUCAUCUGCAAGCGCAACGCCUUCACCACAUCGUCGUCCACCUCGACCUCGACCUCUACCUCCACCUCGUCGUCCACCUCCACGAGCAGCAGCAGCACGACAUCAACCUCGUCGUCCACGUCGUCCUCGACCUCGACCUCGACGUCCUCAUCGUCAUCCACCUCCACGUCUUCCUCCACAUCGUCGUCCACGUCCACGACCACCUCGUCGUCGUCAUCCACCUCGUCGUCGUCGUCGACUUCCUCGUCGACAUCCACCACGACAUCCACCUCCUCCUCCACGUCUUCGUCGACGUCGACGUCGACAAGCACCAGCACGCUGUUCCGCACUGUUGAGCCUGGCGUUGCCGUGUUUGAUGGGUCGCUGUACCAGUAUGUUGAUGAGAAGGUGACGUUUGACGAGGCGUGGGCCUACUGCGUUGACGAGUGGGAUGGCUCGCUGGUGAGCGUGCUGUCGCAGGCGGAGCUUGACUUUGUGCUUGUUGUGAUUCGUGCUUCGACGACCAACAACCAGGUGUGGCUGGGUGCCCACCUGACCGACGAUGGCGCGAGUAUUGAGUGGGUUGACGGCAGCGAGGCGGUUGACUUUGGGUGGCCGCUUGCUGCGUCUGCGACGACGCCAGGCGCGUGCCUUGUGCAGAACACCCAGAACGGCGAGUGGGAGGAGCUUCCCUGCACGCGCCGCCGCUCGUACAUGUGCAAGCGUGAGUACGUGACCACGGUGACAUCCACCUCCACCUCCACGUCAACCUCCACCUCUACAUCAACCACGUCCUCCACCUCCACAUCCACGUCGACAUCGACCUCCACCUCCACCUCCACGUCGACGACCUCGAGCACAUCGUCCUCGACGUCGUCCUCUACCAGCACCAGCACGUCUACCUCAUCCUCCACCUCUACGUCGACGUCCACAAGCACGUCUACCUCCACCUCAACCUCAACCUCAACCAGCACGAGCACGUCCACGAGCACCUCAACCUCAACUUCAACCUCCACGUCCACCAGCACAUCGUCCUCCACCUCGACCAGCACCUCGACCUCCACAAGCACGACAUCGUCGACUUCCACGUCCACAUCGACUUCGACGUCAACAUCGUCGUCCUCUUCCACGACGACCACGACAACACCCUUUGUUCCUCCAUCCGUGUUCAACCCAUCCUUUGAGGACAACGAGCUGAGCGCUGGCGGCUUCAUUGCGGCUGCGGACAACUGGGCGCUCUCUGGCCAGGCUGGCACCUUCUUCCCCAACAACGGCGAGUACAACGUGCCGGACCAGGACCAGGUGUUGUACCUCAACGCGGGGGCGAGCGCGUGGCAGCUGCUGCAGGGCGUGCGUCUUGGCGACAAGGUGCACGUGCAGGUGGCGGUGAACGUCGGCUGGCGCGCGGACUACGACCGCUUCCUGCAGGCGGACCUUGACGUGUACGCUGAGGAGAGUCAGGAGCUGGUUGCCAGCGCGAAGGUAACCGAGUUCUUCUUCACUGGCCUUGGCCCUGGCGACUUUGCUGCUGUGACGGUUGACGUGGUUGACUUUGGCCCUGAGCUCUGGGGCGAGCGCCUGCGCCUUGUCAUCACCAACACUGCUGACCGCCAGCAGGUCGGCAUUGACAACAUCAGCGUGGAUGUGUCGCUGGACACGACCACGGGCACAUCCACCUCGUCGUCCACGUCCACGUCUUCCUCCACCUCGACCUCCACGUCGUCGUCGACCUCCACGACCACGGAGUUUGUGAGUGUUCCUCUGGGCAACACGGGCUUUGAGUCGCAGGUUCUUGCGAACGAGGGCGACUUUGAGACGGUGAUCACGGACUGGGUUGUCUCUGGCGUUUCCGGCGUGUUCCACCCAUCUGCGGCCGAGUACGCCGACGGCGCGCCCGAGGGCAACAACGUCGCCUUUGUCAACGCAAACAGUGCCAUCAGCCAGGUGGUCAGCGACGUUGAGCUGAUCACGCUUGCCGAGGUGACCAUGACCUUCCGCGUUGGCUGGCGCCAGGACCAGGACCGCUUCUUGCAGAUGGAGGCGAAGGUGUACGCUGGCGAGGGUGAUGCUCGCAUGCUCAUCAGCUCGCGCCGCGUCCUGGAGACGGACGUCAUUCGCGGCGAGUUUGUGGAGCUCUCCGUUGUUGGCUUUGUCACUGCGGAACACAGCGCCUUCAACUCUGUCACCGUUGAGUUUGAGAACACCGCCCGCCGCCUGCAGGUCAACGUGGACGAUGUCUCGCUCACCAUUGUCAACCCGUAGAUGAUCCCUCCUCACACCUACAAUCCGCUACAUGCCGCCUUUCUUUCUUUUUCCUUCCUUUCUACCUUGUCCACCUUCUCCUCCUUCACAUCUUUGUUUUGGUUUGUUCUACAACCAACCUUUGUGUUUGUUGCUGUUUGCGUUGCUGUGAUGAAAGUGGCAUAUGUGGUGAUAAUUGUGCGGAUGUCCUUGUGUAUGAGAUGGAAGGUUGUGUGUGAGCGUUGUUUGAGUGCCUCUUGUUUCCUACCUGUGCGUUUGUUGUUGCGCUCGUCUGUGAAAUAACCUCUGCUUUUGGUGUCUUCUCCUUUUUACGACCCCACGCUUUCUCCUUUUCUUUACUUGCCCACUGGGUGUCCUCCAUUGGCGCUCCUCCUGCCUUUGAGGGCUUGUUUUCCCUACGUUCUGGACUAUGUGUCAUGAGGCUGUUGCACGUGUUUUUGUUUCCGGUGAUGUGAUGGUUUCGUUUCUAUGUCUGUGUCUGUGUGCUUGUGGUGUCUGUGGCAAGCACUGUGUGCGGGUGCGCAAGAGAAACGUUGCUCGCUUGCUUGCGCGCGAUUGCGACUUGGGCGUCUCGCCACAUGCUGUCCGUUUGUGGUUUGUCUUGGUGCGUGUGUGUGUGUGUGUGUGUGUGUGUUCUUUUCUGUCUUGCCUCUCCCAAUUUACACAGCAAGCCAAGA
Messenger RNA from Salpingoeca rosetta, 5155 nucleotides. RefSeq names its product lectoxin-Phi2. The coding region runs from base 225 to 4478 and encodes 1417 amino acids. Lineage: Eukaryota; Choanoflagellata; Craspedida; Salpingoecidae. The record is from RefSeq and is a predicted model, not a curated record. Gene Ontology annotation, molecular function: signaling receptor activity. The transcript has 5 exons.